CGGGGCUUUCCCCCGUAUGUGCGCACCGUCGUUUCAAGAAACCAUGAAAAGCACGAGGCCUUCGUGAUCAAGAGACUGACGCCAGUGGACCUCGUUCUCCUGCCCUGGUCCGGUAUGUCUUUGAGCCUGCUUCCCCUCUCGCCAUGCCCUCUGCUGAACGCCACCUGCCGCCGCCGCUUCUGCUGCUCUUUCUUCCGUCGCUGCUACUGAUUUCGUGCCUGGAUGGAGCGGUGGGAGCAGCGGAGGAGGGCGGCGGCCUGCCUUCCUCCUCGUCGCCCGGGGACAAUAGCCUCAACGUCGUGGUAGGAGACCAGUCCGGCAUCGACCCGUCCACCCCGGGGAGAUCUGCGAGCCCCUCCGAUGUAACAGCAGAGUCCCCGUUCGCCCUGAAAGUCCUGGUGAGAGACAUGGUGACCCGACAGCCGCUGCAGGGGGCUUCUGUGGAUGUUUACGUAAACCACACAUUAAAGAGCUCAGCACAAACAGGAGAUACAGGUGAUGUUCUGCUCUGGGUGGAUUACAGUCCAGGUCUCAGUUUGACUCUGCUGGGAAACAUGGAGGGCUACGUCCCCACCCCUGUGCCCUGGAGCACCAACAAGAGACCCCUUUUCUCGGCUGUGACGCUGCUGCUGCUCCCUCACACUCAGGGCAACAUCUGGUUGUUUGAAGACUCCGUCAUCAUCACUGGGAAGCUACCUGACAGCUCAUCUCAACCAAAGGUUAAGUUCCCCAAAAACCUCCUCACAGUGUCUGAUAAGAGCAACAUCUCCUCACUGACGGUGUACCUAACUGUACCACAGCACCACCUAGCUAAAGACUGUGCUAACUGCACUCCAGGCAUCAUCAGCAGCAAAUCAGUGUUCAGGAGCAUCGAGCUGAAGGCCGUGGCAACCAUUAACGUCCUGCUGUACUCUGGUGGUGAGGAGCUGCAGGUCAGAGGGCCGAUUCAGAUCAGUCUCCCCCUGAGACACAACACGCACCUCAGGGCUGCUGAUACAGUACCAGCCUGGGCCUUUAACAUAAAGACAGGUGCCUGGGAGAAUCAGGGUCUGGGGAUCGUGAAAAGAGUCAGUGAUGAGUUGGUGUGGACCUACACCGCUUCACAUCUGGGCCACUGGAUCGCUGCUCCCCUUCCCUCAACAAACAAUUACCUGGGACAUGGUAGCUCUCUGGAUUUCUUAUCGUACCACACUUACCUGUUGGUGGGAAUUCUGGGAGGAACGCUGGCUGUAGUGAUCGGAAUUCUGUCCUUGCUGCUGUGUCACUGCGGAAGUUCUCACCGAGAACCCAGGAGGAGGAGAGCACGCUUCUCCAAACUCACCGUGGUGAAAAAAGACCAAACCACCUCCACCCAUAUGGAAGAGGGUUUGCUUUUCAGAUCCGGUGAAAACAGCCUUGCCUCCUGCAGCGUCCAGUGUGAACCCUUGUCCACGCCGCGUCACAAGGCCAACUACAACAUCUACGUGGAGGAUCCAGGGAGUUGCCUGGCUGCUCCUUUUUACGAGAACAUCACUUUGGAUCGAAUCAAAGGUUCCCAACAGUCGUCUCACUACAUCAACAACGAUGAGGUGGCUCGAAUUCGAGAGAAGUCAGAGCAGAACAAGAACAUGAACACUGACAACUUCUUUCAAGAUAAGCUGGUUCAUCUGUACAACCAGCCAGUGGCGAUUAUUCAGGCGUCUGAGCUUUUCAGUAAUCAAGAGCAGCAACUGUCAGGGUGUAAGUCUGCCACUUUUCCCCGCAAUGGAGCAGAGUAUGACACAGAACCAGCUAGUAAAGACAGCUACACCCAGACGCUACCCAAACACUCCCAAAGCGGCAACAGUCCACAGCAGAGCAGCCAGGAUGAGCCACAGCCUCUGGAGACUCCUCCCCAAGGCCAAGGCCCAAACCCCAGCGUGUGGGGACGUUACAGUAACCUCCUGGAAUCCUCCGUCUCCGUGCCCGGGACUCUUAAUGAGGCAGCUGGGAUGCAGGGCUUCAGCAGUGGGCAUGGCGUACCCAGCGAGCUGCAGGGGAUUUCAGAGCGUACCUUGUUGGAGUUGACCCGGGGAAAGCCCUUGUCAUCAAGAGCCUGGUUCGUCUCCUUGGAUGGAAAGCCAGCCGCACAAGUUCGCCACUCCAUCAUCGAGCUCCAGAACCGCCACCGCCCACCGAGCAGCAACGACACCAGCCUGGACUCUGGUGUGGACAUGAACGAGCCUCAGCAUAGUAUGCGUGAGACGGAGCGUGACAGGCGUUCAUUCCGAGCCUCGUCCCUGCCGCACCACAGCCGAGGGGGGCGGUAUGUCGAAGAGCAAGACCUGAGCAGUAGCGAGAGUGGCACAACCGCCACAUGCACGCCAGAGGACCCUUCUCUAAGGAACAUUUUAGAUGGAAGCAGCGGGGCUAUACCCAACAUUCCUGAAGAGCGAGAUGGGAUGGAUACGUCCAGCGCUCAGGAAGACAGUGAGUCAAGAGGAACGCCACCUCCACGGCGCCUCAGGAAGGUGAGAGAGAAGGGCAAGACAGAAAAGAGGAGUGCCAAACAUGUUCGAGAAGGGCGUCCUCUCACCAAGCGAAACUAGAGCACGGCUAACACAAAAAUUCCUUCAUCAGUGCUUAAUUUUAAUGUCCCAUUACCCAUGUAGCCUACAAUAACUAUAUUCAUACAGCUGCCAUUUUUCUCUGACAUUACGCUCAGGUUGUGGAGCUCAAACCCUGUUAAAAUCACACUGCUGUGUUUCAGACUAUAAGUCAUAUCAAUGUAGGAAAUCUUGGAAGCUACUGAAAGCUAACAUUUUUAAACAAAUAUGGCCAAGUGUCCCUUGAGAUUAUCACUAUUAAUUGUUUUUCAAAGUUUUUUAUCAAUAACAAAAUGAGAAAGACCAUACAGUGCUAAAACAUUAGAACUGAAUUCAAGCUUCCAACCCUGGCACACACUGUCAGAUAAAAAAGGUUGUCGUGUGAAUACGGUGAAAUGAACUACCCUCACCACAUUGUGUCAUCAGUGCCGACUGAUUUAAAUGAGUCUUUACCACUUGUGCUCACACAGGCAUCGUUGUUGUUAAUUUAUGUGAUUGUACAACUUUGCCAAAGAAUGCUAAGCUAGCUCAAGAAACAACGCAGGAUCUAUGUCAUGUUGAAGCUUCAUGUAGCUGCUGUUACUGUAGAAACGUUUGUGCACCAUGUCAUGCACCACGCUGAAUUUUUCCUGAAUCUGAAGAACACCAGCGAGAUUCUUCACAGCAAAACGUCCAUGUGAACACGAUAUCCCAUAAUCCCACAGUACUGGCAUUAAAGAGGGUGCCUUCUUACUGCCUGUAAGUAUUCACUAUGAUUACAAAGGGCACAGCAUUUGUCGAUCAAUCGGGUGAGAAAACAGGAUGGACACGGAUACAGGUCUAUGUGUAGUGCACUUAUCCUCACCGAAAAUGCCUGCUGUUAAUUAAAUACGAAAUAGAAGCUUUCCCGACACCUUGUUUAGAUCAUCCUGAAUCAUUUAACUUGAGUAAAAAAAACUCUGGGGUUUAUGAUUGGAAGCAGCUUGGUCACAAAAAUAUUCCUUCACAUGGGGAAAAAAACACUGAUGUACAUUGGAAAACUAAGCUGACAUUUUCAAGUUAUGACCUGAUAUUUAAGGUUUUAAGCCCACAAUAAUUUUAGAAUGCAUGAAAAUGAAUGUUUCCUUUGAGUGUAUGAAAAUGGCUUUACUGUAGAGCUAACUUAACGCCAUAGUAGCUGUUAGAUUACUUGUUGACUGAAUAAUUUCUUUCAUUGUCUAGUCUUGAACAGAGACUGUUGUGCUGCCAACUAUAACUACUGUCAGGAACUAUUACAUAUUACACAGGCCCAGUAACUACAGUUUGAAACCACAUCCAUGGGUUUAAAAUCAUUUAAUCAUUUUACUUGAUUUCUAUAUGUGGCUGGAAAGUGUUUGACAAUUUGGGUGACCUUAGAGAAGUAACCCAUGUUAAAAUCAGCUUACUUGAACACUCUGAGAAUGGGACAUUUCUGAUCGGAUUGAAGGGUGUUUGUAUAGUUGUUAAAAGUGCACAGCUCGGAGUUAAAAACUACAAUUUGUAUUUUGAGGUUAAGAAGUUCAAACCCUUUUACCUAGGCCCUGAAGUUAUGAUUCAUCGUUUUUAUUAUUGCUGCUUUCUUAGAUUUUUGAAUAUAGUCAGAAACCUUGUCAUUUUUUUCUUGCAGAUAGAUUUUUUGGUGCCUUAAGAGUUAACAUUUCAAAACUACUCCAAAACAUUUAAAACUAUAUUGACUUGUUACUUAUUACCUAGUACUUGUUUUGUAUUGGAGAAAGAAAUUCAGUUUUCAUUUGAUAUUCAAUGAAAGUAUAAAAAUAAUGGUGCUCAACGUAUAGUACACAGAGUGCUUAAGGCUCUGGGGGUAGCGACGUUGAUUGUUGAUCAUUGGUUGACGACUUAUUCUGAAUGUUGGUCCAUCACUUUGAUCCAAACUAAAAUACAUGGACUGCCAUAUUUUAUUCAAGAUGACACUUUGUUACUUUGGUGAUCCCUCUUCCACAAUACGAUUGAUAAUUGUGGCUUUAUGUGAAUCUCUACAACUCUUCAACAGCAUCAGUGAUCUCUUACAUUUUCAACAAUUCAAAAAUGUAAACUUUUGUAAUUAGUUUUAGUGCUAAUUAGUCGGUGUUACCAUGCUAACAUGCUGAGUAAAGAAGGGGAAAAAUAUCAACUUUACACCUGCUAAAAAUCACCAAGCUAGCACUUUUUGUUAGCAUGUUAGUGAGCUACAGACAUUAGCAUUUAGCUUAUGGUUAACAAGACUGCAGGUUCCUAAUUUUGUCUGGGUUUAACCAUUUUCAAUAUACUGCAUAACAACGUAUUAGUACAAUACCAGAUUUUUAAAUUUUGAUAUGAUUCUAGUAGAAAUCAAAUGAUAUCAAUACCUGUUUCAACACCACGGCAACUAAAAUAAAGUCAUGGCUGCAUAAUAUUGGGUAAUUGUAAAAGCUGGCACAAAAUGUAUUUGUGCAGUUUAGACAGUGGUCUCACUCUUUGGCUUGUGGUAGCUUUUCUGAUCUGUAGUUUUAUAAAGGGUCUGUAGUUUUGAUACUAUCCAUCAUUGAAAUAAUGGACAUUGUAUCAUUUUAAAACACGUGGUAUCAAACAGUAUUGAACAUUUUUGAAGUAUCCAAAAUUUUGACAACCUUAAAAUGUAUUCAGAAGUAUUUUACUUCAGGAAAAUGUGAAAGAACAAAGUAAAGUGAAUGCCUCUUCUUCAUGUCUGUUCCAUACUCAUUAACUUUGCAGCUUUUGUCUUCAGUCAAAUCAAGCACGCCACACUUUAAUAUGUGCCCUGUUGUCACAAUGGCACACAUCAAUCCCACAAACCUUCUGAGGUUAUAAACACUAAAAUAACAAUAGCAACAACAUAGUAUGAUGCUGGUAUCAUUGGUCAUCCAUAAUAAGUUCAGCAAAAACAAAAUAUAGAUAGCAAUAUUUGCCAUAAAUCAAAAAAUUUAAAUUGAAUUUUGCAGCAACAAUUUUGCCAUGUUUAGUCUUCCGUCAUGGUAUGUAUUGUAAAAUGUUUCAUGAAUGAGUUUACUUCGUAUUUAUUGACUCAAUUCUGCAGCCAAUACCUGACAUUCUUUUGUCUGUAUAUAGGAGAGCAACAUUUUAUGUUAUUUAGUGAGUGUCUGUUUAAAGGGGUGUACAACAAACCUGAGCUUUGUAGUUUUAAAUGUAGCAACAAUUUGAGCACUUAAUCAUUCAGUUUGCUUUUUAGC
Molecule: messenger RNA, 5746 nt
Organism: Labrus mixtus (cuckoo wrasse)
Lineage: Eukaryota; Metazoa; Chordata; Actinopteri; Labriformes; Labridae
Gene: fam171b
Product: family with sequence similarity 171 member B
Exons: 8
Coding region: 144-2567 (807 amino acids)
Source: RefSeq, a predicted model, not a curated record